Salvia hispanica is the source of this 1000-nucleotide messenger RNA. Lineage: Eukaryota; Viridiplantae; Streptophyta; Magnoliopsida; Lamiales; Lamiaceae. The record is from RefSeq and is a predicted model, not a curated record.
UAGCUACCUCUCCAAUCUUUUAAUCUUUAUUUCACAUUUCACAUUUCACAUUUCACAUAUUAUCCACAAAAUAUAAGAAAAUUAGAUCUCUUAGCCUCUCAUAAAAGAAAGUUAGCAAGAAUGGUUAGUCUCGACUCACGACAAAUUGUAAUUAAAUCAAUAACAGUUUGAAAAAUAAAAAAUGAUAAAUACGCACAUAACAAUGAGUUUGAUCAUCUUCGCCUUUCAUCUCCACCAACGCAUUUUGUGUCUCUAAUCAAACAAUUGAAACCGACUUUAGCCUCAAACACCCCCUAAAGCAAGCAGAGCCGCACGCAGAAAUUAGGGCUUCUUCCAAUUUGACAAUGGUAAAUGUCAGCAAUCCGCAGCCUGAGAACGGCUAAGAUGGAAUCCAAUCAGCUAAACCAGCUGAGGGACAUCUUCGCCCGGUUCGACAUGGACCACGACGGCAGCCUCACGCAGCUGGAGAUGGCCGCCCUCCUCCGCUCGCUCGGCCUCAAGCCCUCCGGCGACCAGAUCCACUCCCUCCUCGCCAACAUGGACGCCAACCGCAACGGCUCCAUCGAAUUCGACGAGCUCGUCGCCGCAAUCCUCCCCGACAUCAACGAGGAGGUGCUUCUCAACCAGGACCAGCUCAUCGAGCUCUUCCGCUCCUUCGAUCGCGACGGCAGCGGCUACAUCACCGCCGCCGAGCUCGCCGGACAGAUGGCUAAGAUGGGGCACGCCCUCACCUACCGCGAGCUCAGCGACAUGAUGCAGGAGGCCGACACCAACGGCGACGGCGUCCUCAGCUUGCACGAAUUCGUCACCAUUAUGGCCAAAUCUGCUGUCGAGUUUCUCGCCGAGCCUGAAUCAUCUUCCUCCUCCUAGGGUUUACUCAUCUUAAUUUUUUUUAAAUUGGGCGAAGUGGAUGUGGCAUUCUAGAUUGGGGCGAUUAUGGUGUAUGAUGAACUAAUUCAUCUUAAUUUGUGAAGCUAAUUGCGAUUCGUGAAUUGUUGAA